Tarenaya hassleriana is the source of this 552-nucleotide messenger RNA. Its product is annotated as DNA-directed RNA polymerases II, IV and V subunit 9B-like. Gene Ontology annotation, molecular function: zinc ion binding; nucleic acid binding; DNA-directed RNA polymerase activity. The transcript has 4 exons. Gene Ontology annotation, biological process: DNA-templated transcription; maintenance of transcriptional fidelity during transcription elongation by RNA polymerase II; transcription initiation at RNA polymerase II promoter. Gene Ontology annotation, cellular component: RNA polymerase II, core complex. NCBI's taxonomy places the organism in Eukaryota, Viridiplantae, Streptophyta, Magnoliopsida, Brassicales, Cleomaceae. The record is from RefSeq and is a predicted model, not a curated record.
CCCGCCAAAGAUUGUGAGAUGAGAGUGGAACCACGAAGAAUUCAAAACCUGUCUCCCUGUCUCUCGCUCGUUCCAGGGUUCAGCGAAGAUGAGUACCAUGAAAUUUUGCCGCGAAUGUAAUAACAUUUUGUAUCCUAAGGAAGACAAGGAGCAAAAGAUUCUCCUAUACGCAUGCCGUAAUUGUGAUCACCAGUAAGUUGCAGACAACAAUUGUGUUUAAAGAAAUGAGGUGCAUCACUCUGUAAGUGAACGGACUCAGAUCCUUUCAGAUGUUGCAGCUGACCCAACUCUUCCUCGUACCAAGGCUGUGCGUUGUGCCAAGUGUAAGCAUGGAGAGGCAGUCUUCUUCCAGGCUACGGCCAGAGGCGAAGAAGGAAUGACGCUGUUCUUCGUCUGCUGCAACCACCGUUGGAGAGAAUAGAGUUAUUCUUCCUGUCUGUGUUCAGACAUUACCUCUGAUACAAGUGCUCUUAAAAGAGUUUGUCUUUAAUGUGUGGACGUUGGGGUCUUUUGUGACAAUUUCCAUUUGUUAAUGGGUCUAUUUUCUAAGUU